Molecule: messenger RNA, 6203 nt
Organism: Coregonus clupeaformis (lake whitefish)
Lineage: Eukaryota; Metazoa; Chordata; Actinopteri; Salmoniformes; Salmonidae
Product: microtubule-associated serine/threonine-protein kinase 1
Exons: 26
Coding region: 789-5918 (1709 amino acids)
Biological process (GO): peptidyl-serine phosphorylation; intracellular signal transduction
Molecular function (GO): ATP binding; protein serine/threonine kinase activity; protein binding
Source: RefSeq, a predicted model, not a curated record
GAUAUCGCGUUAUUGUCGUCGGUUAUCAAAGGAAGUGAAGGUAGAAGAAUGAAUGGACUGCGGUAUGCAGCCAGGGAGAAGAACAUUCUCUCGAAUUUUUAAAGGUUGAGCGUAAGGACGAUGUGUUUUGUUAUGUCAUGGACUGUUAUUGACUUGGGAGUCCAAAGAAGUAGAUAGAUUCAUGGGCGAAUCAGCGGCAAUGUCAACUGGACUGACUGAGCUCGAGGAAGCAGCUUUGCACGUCUCGCACCGUUGCUCAAGCAGCAUCAACCGCGAAAUGAAAUUUCUGGUAUAUUGUGAACAUUUAAUGCUGUAGGUGUAACUUAUUUUAGAUACCGCCAAAGAAUUGGUGCAGUAGACUAUAUUGCAAGUGAAGUCUCUAAAGAAAUGUUGGUGGUCCACAAAGAUGCUCUAAAAACAACCUGAAGAAGUGAAGGUGACAGUCGACUAUCAACAUGGGGCAAUUAUGAAUCAUUGACUUAAACAUUUAAUUAACCUAUAGGCUACAGUGGAAUAACUUUAUUUUAAAGACGUAAAAGCCCGAAGACCCUGCUUGUUUCAGAUGCUACGGGACAUCUUAGCAUUUGGUGGUUUUCAAGCGGUUCCUCAACGUGACACUGCACGCGCUUUGGCUCAAAGUGAGCAGCGCCGCCGUCUCGGCUGUGUUAUUUGAGUGAGAACCGGACAGCCAGUGGAUGCCGCAGAGUUGUUUGGGUUGAAACCGAAACAAGUGAAGGGUCAGGGGGCUGUUUUGAGGAAAUCCCCAUCCGACUGCGCCUUAUUACGCCAUGGAUGACUCGGGGAUAAUUCGGCGUCGGAGGCUGCAGAAGGAUCUGCCACUGCCCCGCAAGAACAGCAGUUGUCGUACCAGUAACAGGAAGAGUCUGAUCCUGACCACCACCUCCCCCACUCUGCCCCACCGCCCACACUCUCCUCUGCCCCUCCCUGGACACCUCGGAAGUAGCCCUCUGGACAGCCCACGCAACUUUUCUUCCAGCACCCCGGCACACUUCUCAUUCGCCUCCUCCAGAAGGGCGGAUGGUCGACGAUGGUCCCUGGCAUCUCUGCCCUCCUCUGGAUAUGGCACCAACACGCCCAGCUCCACGUCCUCCAGCUCGUCUCAGGAGCGGCUGCACCAGCUGCCCUUCCAGCCCACCAUGGACGAGCUGCACUUCCUGUCCAAGCACUUCGGCAGCACCGAGAGCAUCGCCGACGACGACGGGGGCCGCUGCUCACCCCAUAUGCGCCCGCGCUCCCGCAGCCUCAGUCCUGGACGCUCCCCCUCCUGCUAUGACAAUGAGAUCGUCAUGAUGAACCAUGUGUACAAGGAGCGCUUCCCCAAGGCCACGGCUCAGAUGGAGGAGCAUCUAGCAGAGUUCAUCAAUGCCUUCUCCCCUGAGAGCGUGCUGCCGCUGGCCGACGGGGUCAUCAGCUUCAUCCACCAUCAGAUAGCAGAGCUGUCCAGAGACUGCCUGUCCAAGGCUCGCGAGGGCCUCAUCACCACCGUCUACUUCUUUGAGCUGCAGGAGAACCUGGAGAAGCUGCUCAAUGAUGCGUAUGAGCGAUCAGAGAGCUCAGAGGUGGCCUUCGUCACAGAGCUGGUGAAGAAGCUCCUCAUCAUCAUCUCUCGCCCAGCAAGGCUGCUGGAGUGCCUGGAGUUUAAUCCAGAGGAGUUCUACCACCUGAUGGAGGCAGCAGAGGACCACGCCAAGGAGGGACACCUGAUGAAGACGGACAUCCCUCGCUACAUUAUCAGCCAGCUGGGACUGACCAGAGACCCUAUAGAGGAAAUGGUUAAUCUGGACAGCUACGACAGUGAGGGACCUCUCACCCCGGAAACAGACGACUCAACAGAGGGCAAGAUGAGAGCCAUGAAGCCACCCGUAGAGGCUGACUUCCAGACCAUUAAGCUGAUCAGCAAUGGAGCCUACGGGGCUGUUUACCUGGUCCGUCACCUGGAGACCCGUCAGCGUUUCGCCAUGAAGAAAAUCAACAAGCAGAACCUGAUACUGAGGAACCAGAUCCAGCAGGCCUUUGUAGAGAGAGACAUCCUGACCUUCGCUGAGAACCCCUUCGUUGUCUCCAUGUUCUGCUCCUUCGAGACCCGCAGACACCUCUGUAUGGUCAUGGAGUAUGUAGAGGGGGGAGACUGUGCCACCCUGCUGAAAAACAUUGGGGCAUUGCCUGUGGAGAUGGCGCGCAUGUACUUUGCAGAGACCGUCCUGGCGCUGGAGUACAUCCACAACUAUGGCAUUGUGCACCGCGACCUCAAACCAGACAAUCUUCUGAUCACUUCCAUGGGGCACAUCAAACUGACUGACUUCGGCCUGUCUAAGAUGGGUCUGAUGAGCCUCACCACCAACCUGUACGAGGGACACAUCGAGAAGGACACCAGGGAGUUCCUAGACAAACAGGUGUGUGGCACGCCAGAGUACAUUGCCCCGGAGGUGAUCCUGAGACAGGGCUAUGGGAAGCCAGUGGACUGGUGGGCUAUGGGCAUCAUCCUCUAUGAGUUUCUGGUGGGCUGUGUGCCUUUCUUUGGAGACACACCUGAGGAGCUCUUUGGACAGGUCAUCACAGAUGACAUAGUGUGGCCAGAAGGUGAUGAGGCUCUUCCUACUGAUGCUCAGCAUCUGAUCUCUACUCUACUUCAGACCAACCCACUGGUCCGACUGGGCACAGGCGGUGCAUUUGAGGUGAAGCAGCACUCGUUCUUCACUGAACUGGACUGGAACAGUCUGCUGAGACAGAAGGCUGAGUUCAUCCCCCACCUAGAGUCAGAGGAGGAUACCAGCUACUUUGACACCCGCUCGGACCGCUACCACCACGUCCACUCUUAUGAUGAGGACGACACCAAUGAUGAUGAACCUGUCGAGAUCCGCCGUUUCUCCUCCUGCUCCCCUCGCUUCAGCAAGGUGUACAGCAGCAUGGAGCACCUGUCCCAGCUGGAGCACAAGCCCCCGACAGUGACCCGGCGGGAGCACAAGGGACCCAGGGAGGACUGGGUGGCAAAGAGAGAGAGCCUGGGCAGCCUGACCUUGAGAGAUAAGAGCUGGAGGACAGGAUCUCCUGAGAUGAAGCGACUGUCGUGCUCAGAGUCCUCCUUCACUGAGAGUGACUCCAGUCCUCCAUCUGGGGCCCGGCGACGCUUUUCUGCCCUCAUGGACACUCACCGCUUCGCCUCCCCACUAGAGGCCGACCCUGACCUGCCCGUGCCCACCCGACAGCCCCCGGUCAAGGCCAGGGGCACCUCUCUGGAGGGGGCCAUGGGCACCACAUCCAUGGGCACCACAUCCAGCCAGGGGGAUUUUAGGAAGGAAAGGGAGGGUAACGGGUUGACUGCUGGAGACAAACUGCUGAGGCCAGCAGAUGUACCAGUGGGAGCCAUCCCCAGCCCCAGCAGUACUGUGACUGCUGGGGCCACAGAGCCCCAGGGGUCCCGGGCCACCAACGAACUGGUCCUGAGGAGGGUCCGCCACAGCCAGCUCUCAGCUGAGGGAGAGAAAUGCAACUCGCGACCCGUGACCAAGGUCAUCAAGUCUGCCUCCACCACAGCCCUGUCUGUCAUCAUACCUACAGUGGAGCAGCAUGGUACGUCCCCACUGGCCAGCCCCAUGUCUCCUCGAUCCAUCUCCUCCGACCUGUCGUCUCGAGACUCCUCCCCCAGCCGAGACUACUCACCCACGGUCAACGUGCUGCGUUCGCCCAUCACCAUCCACCGCUCUGGGAAGAAAUACGGUUUCACCCUCCUAGCCAUUCGAGUCUACAUGGGAGACAGUGAUGUCUACAGCGUACACCACAUGGUCUGGCAUGUGGAGGACGGAGGCCCUGCCCAGCAGGUGGGACUCUGUGCUGGUGACCUCAUCACUCACGUGAACGGGGAGUCUGUCCACGGGCUGGUGCACACUGAGGUGGUGGAGCUCAUUCUGAAGAGUGGAAACAAAGUGACAGUGACCACCACGCCCUUUGAAAACACCUCCAUCAAGAUUGGUCCUGCCCGCAAGUCCAGCUACAAGUCUAAGAUGGCACGGCGCAACAAGAAGACAGGGGCCAAGGAGGGACAAGAAAGUAAGAAGCGCAGCUCGUUGUUCAGGAAGAUCACCAAGCAGUCGAACCUGCUCCACACCAGCCGCAGCCUGUCCUCUCUGAACCGCUCUCUCUCAUCAGGGGACAGCCUCCCAGGCUCCCCCACCCACAGCCUCUCUUCCCGCUCCCCCACACAGAGCUACCGCUCCACCCCCGACUCCACCUACCUGGGCAACUCUUCUCAGAGCAGCUCGCCAGUCUCCAGCACCCCUAACUCCCCGGCUGCCUCCCAACACAUGAGACCCAGCUCCCUGCACGGCCUCUCCCCCAAGCUGCACCGCCAGUACCGCUCAGCCCGCUGCAAGUCAGCUGGCAACAUCCCCCUGUCCCCCCUGGCCCACACACCCUCCCCCACCACCUCCUCCCCCCCACCCCUGUCUGGCCACACGGUGGGUAGUUCCAACACCACCCAGGCCUUCCCAGUCAAGCUCCACUCCUCUCCCCCUGUGGCCCGUCCCAGGCCCAAAAGCGCAGAGCCCCCCCGCUCACCCUUGCUACAGCGGGUUCAGUCGUCAGAGAAACUGGGCGCGCCCAUCCUGCCCUCCUCUUCAUCUUCAUCGUCAUCUUCCUCGCCCCUUGCAGGGGGGGUGUCGAUGCGUAAGCACAGCCUGGAGGUGUCACAUGGGGACUACAGGAGGGAGUCUUUCAACUGCGAGCACAGCCUGCAGAGUCUGCUAGAGAUGGAGGGAGAGAACGGGCCCGUUCCCCCCUCUCCCUCGUCUUCCUCCUCCCCCUCUCCCCCCACGGUUGGAGAGACAGGGUGCCUGAAGCCUGCAAGGAGGCAGGGGAGGCAGGAGUCGCCCCUGAGCCGGGACACACUGCUGACAGGGAGGGAGAGAGCUGCCCAGACUACAGCAUCUGACCCUCACACUGACAGCACACCUGUUAAAGUGGAGCCCAAGACCAGCGCUGGUGAGACAGCUAAGACAUUAACCCCUUUUGAGACUCUGAAGAGAAAAGCCUCCCCAGUACCAGGUGAGGCCCAGCCUAGCCCAGCGUCAACCCCCUCCACUCCAGGGGCCAAGUCCAGCCCAGCAGACAAACCUCUAAGCUCCAGUGCUCCAAGCUCUGAGACAGCCAGUGGAGGCCCUAAACCCACUGAGAAGGCCCCAGACCAGGCCACAACCCAGAGUCCGCUCUCCCAGGAGCGUAAACACCAGGCUGUCCAGACAGACACCACCCCAGUAAGCAAAAGCCAGGAGAAGAGUGAGGAGAAAGGGAGUGUGGGCCCAGACAAAGCCACUACACAGAGGGCGGGAGCUACAGAGGUGGCCAAGCCAAGUAAAGACACACAGAUGAAAGAGGCCACUUUGAAAGGAAGGAUGGGGGGCAUUGACAAAGCCACUGAGACCAGGGUUAAAGGACCUGCUCCUCCAGUCCCAACCCAAGCACCAGCCCCAUCCCCUCUUGCCAUAGGCCCAGGUCCAGCUUCAACAAAAUCCAGAGCAGACAAGGUUUCAGUUCCGUCGAGUAGCUACCGAGAGGCCAGGGAGGAGAGGAGUCACCUGGAGGUGGUGGAGGAGAACCCCAUGUCCCCCUCCUCCACCGCUGCCUCCCCCUGCUCCAGCAAGUCACACCCUGUCUCCCCUGGUGACAAGGCAAGCUUUGUGACUCAGCUGACCAGUGUGGCCAAAAACGUGCUGGGGCCUAUGAAGAUGGGAUCCCAGGAAGGGCCCAAGGGCGUUGAGGAGAAACGGGGAAGUUCAGCAGGAAAGUCUGAGGCUCCGUCUGGAGGUAGUCGACGGGGGACCCAGGGGACAUCUCCAAGUCCUGUCGGCUCAGCUCAGCCUGAAAAGGCAAACACAAGGAAUUCAGGUAAGCACCACUUCUGAUCUGCGAGCGAGGGACAAACCUGGGAUCUCCCAGAAAAUACUUUAUGAUCGGAAUAUCAUGCCACCAUAUCAGGCACAGAAUGGGGCACCCUCAAAAAAGGGACAAAAACAUGUACGCCUAAAAAACACACACCAAAUAUAUAGAAAAUACAGACCUGUAGAUAAAACAAGAAUAUGUGGAGGAAUGUGCUUUAAUGCUGUUCUCAAAUGUGUGUUGUAUGUACAGUUGAAGUCGGAAGUUUAUAUACACCUUAGCUAAAUACAUUUAAACUCAGUUUUUCACAA